AUGACUGGCAAGCAAGGGAGGCAGUGGAGGUCCAUGUGCAAAGGCCUGGUCCUGGGUACCUUCCUGACCAGCUGCAUGAUCCUGCUUUACUGCUUCUCCACUCCACAGAUCCACCUCAGUCUGCCUGAGGUUCCAGUGCCUUAUUCAUGCGCCCACCGUCCAUCCCAGCUCCACCCAAAAUCAACCACAAACAGCUCACAAAAGACCACAGGCCAGACCUGCACUCCUAAAGUGGAUAUCAUGUUCAUGAAGACCCACAAAACGGCCAGCAGCACCUUCCUCAACAUCCUUUUCCGCUUUGGAGAGAAGCACCGUCUCAAAUUUGCCUUCCCAGACAGCAGAAAUGACUUCUUCUAUCCGUCUCCUUUCCAGCGCUCGCAGGUUAAAGACUACAGAUCUGGAAUGUGCUUUAAUGUUAUCUGUAAUCACAUGCGCUUCAAUGCACCCGAGGUGGCCAAGCUGCUACCUAUGGACACUUCCUACAUCACUAUCCUGCGAGACCCCGCAGAGCUUUUUGAGUCAUCCUUCCACUACUUUGGCCGACUGGUGCCUUUUACCUGGAAGAUACCAGGUGACGACAAGCUGACUGAGUUUCUACGUGACCCCCAUUAUUACUUUGAUCCAGAGGGCUUCAACUCUUUCUACCUCAAGAAUCUGCUGUUCUUCGACUUUGGACAGGACAACACUCUGGAGCUGGAUGAUUCGAGGGUAGAAGAGGGAAUCAAGUUCAUCACUGACCAUUUUCAGCUGGUCAUGCUGGUGGAAUACUUUGAGGAAUCACUCAUCCUGCUCAAGGAUGCCCUCUGCUGGGAGAUGGACGACUUGCUCUUCUUCAAGCUCAACACCCGUAAGGGGUCCACUGUCUCUAAGCUGACCCCUGAGCUGAGGGCCAGGGCUCUGGAGUGGAACGCUAUUGACUGGAAGCUAUACCAGCAUUUCAACCAGACUUUUUGGAGGAAAAUAGAUGCAUAUGGACGACCGCGGAUGGCUGAGGAUGUGGCAGAGCUCAGGAGGAGGAACGCGGAGAUGGCAUCCAUCUGCAUUGAGGGGGGUCGUGCCGUAGAAGCCGGCAGCAUCCAAGAGACAGCCAUGCAGCCCUGGCAGCCCAUCGGAGAGAAGUCCAUCAUGGGGUAUAACCUGAAGAAGAAUAUUGACAAGGCACAUCAGAAGCUGUGCCGUAAGAUGUUGAUGCCAGAGCUUCAGUACUUAACAGAGCUUGGGGUCAACCUGUGGAUCACCAAGCUGUGGGGCCAUGUACGAGAUAUCAUUAACUGGUGAGCAA
This is a messenger RNA of Chelmon rostratus (copperband butterflyfish), 1282 nucleotides long. It is a transcript of the gene gal3st1a, whose product is annotated as galactose-3-O-sulfotransferase 1a. Gene Ontology annotation, cellular component: membrane. Gene Ontology annotation, molecular function: galactosylceramide sulfotransferase activity. Lineage: Eukaryota; Metazoa; Chordata; Actinopteri; Chaetodontiformes; Chaetodontidae. The record is from RefSeq and is a predicted model, not a curated record. Gene Ontology annotation, biological process: myelination; galactosylceramide biosynthetic process. The transcript has 2 exons. Bases 1 to 1278 code for a protein of 425 amino acids.